AAUGAGUCUAAGUAUUUUUAGUGCUAAGACAAGUUACUAUAAGAAUGGUAUCUGGUGGUUUACUAAAAUGGCUGCUAGAGUAGUAGGGGAAGAGAGAUGGGAUUCAAUGAGAAUGGCUAGAAGAAUCUAUGGCAAUAAAUUUUACUAUGCAAGAUAAUAAGUCUUGUUUGAUAUCUUUUAUGAUUGGCCAGCCUUCGCCAAUAUGAUUGGUAUAUAUCCUAAAGUAUAAAAAUGUCUUAUAUAAAUAGAUUGAUACUUCACAUGGAUUCCUUCAUUGGUCAACUUACGAAGCUUAUAGAGAUUGGUAAGAACAUACAUUGAAUUCAGAUGUAAAAUUUAACUCAUAUAUAUAGGGUGCCUUUGCUAUGUGGAUUUACUUAAUGUGUGGAAUUUACAUCGGCCAUUUUGUAUAUUCAUAUAUGGUUCCUUAUUAUUGGACGUAUCUUGUUUUGACUAUAAAAUAGUAAUAUGUUCCCUGCCAAAAAUGAGGAAUUUGUAAGAUUGAGAAUGAAGGAUGCCAUAGCUUCAACUGUUCAGGAAGAAUUGUUUGGAAAUCAAUUUGCGGAAUUUGGUUGGGCUCCUCAUGAUUUUCAUUAUAACAGACGAAGAUGCAUGGCAGGUUACAGUCAUCCAGAUGAUCCUCGUACUAUGCAUAUGGGCAGUUUUAAUAGUAAUACAUUUUUGAAUAUUCUAUAGGAAAACAUAAGUAUAAGGAACACUAUAUUAAGAGAGUAGGAUAACAAAGUAGAAUGGCUGAUCUAUGAAAAGACAAAUAAGAAGACAUUAAUAUAAUUUUUUCUUAGUUUAGUUAAUAAUGUUAAACAUCUUGUUUAAAUAGGAUUCUAUUUUUUCUAAUUUAUAAGUAACAAUAUUUUUGAUUCUGCUGAAGUUCUUUUAGAAUUAUAAUUAAAUAAAAGCAAGAAAAUUAUAAAUUGCCACGUUAUGGAAAUUGCAAAUUCCUAAUACAAAGAUAUCACUCAAUAAUUUCUAUCUAAAGUACAUAUUAAACUUGUUGCAAUCAAAAGGGAAUAGCCAAAUUGUAUUAAGGAUCAUAUUUUAAUUAGAAUUUUUACUCACAGCCAAAAUUGCCAAAGAGAAAAUUGAUGCAGCCAAUCAAAGACUUUAGGAAUUUCAUACUAGUAUAUCUUUAAAUUUUAUUCUUUUAAGCAUCUUAAUCUACAGGACUUUUUAAUGAUUAAGAUUAUAAAUUGAAUUCUAUACUCUCUUUAGUCAAAGACGAUAUUAGUUAAAUACAUAUUCAUCUUAAUUAACUUAAAACUUAAUUGAAUAAUGAUUUAAAUUAAUCAAUUUUUGAUUUUGUUUAGCAAAAAGCAAUGAAAACAUCUGAUUCAUUUAAAAAAGUAUAUGAUUUCAAGAUUUAAUAUAUAGUUGGUAUAGAGCCACACUUAAAGAAUUAAAUAAUAGGAAGAAAAAAGGAAUAGAUUAAAUGGAGAAAGAGAUAGAGUAAUCAAGAGAGUAGGAUUUAAUUAGAAAUAUUAAAAAUUGAAUGAAAAUGAGGAAGAGACUGAUCAUUAAACAAUUUAAAUGUUUGAUUAAAAGUAGAAUGAGGAAAAAUUGGUUUCUAUGCAAAAGAUUGAGUCUAUGUUAAAUGAUAUUGCUGGAGUAUUCUAAAGAGUAGGAACUAUGGUGAGAUUAUAAGAAACUAUGAUUGAAAGAAUUGAUAAAUAUACAGAUGAGGCAUAAGUUAAUGUUAGUAAGGGACGUAAAGAAUUAUAGGAAUCACAUAAAAGAAUAAGUUCUAAUAGAGGUUUAAUCUUAAAAGUUUUUUUAAUUUUGUUUAUUUUUGCUUUUAUCUACAUAGUAUUUAUUUUGUGA
Paramecium pentaurelia is the source of this 1836-nucleotide messenger RNA. NCBI's taxonomy places the organism in Eukaryota, Ciliophora, Oligohymenophorea, Peniculida, Parameciidae. The record is from the annotation of a GenBank genome assembly.